Messenger RNA from Fusarium odoratissimum NRRL 54006, 5999 nucleotides. RefSeq lists its product as uncharacterized. The record is from RefSeq and is a predicted model, not a curated record. The transcript is spliced from 2 exons. Gene Ontology annotation, cellular component: cytosol. Gene Ontology annotation, biological process: protein import into peroxisome matrix. Bases 822 to 2078 code for a protein of 418 amino acids. NCBI's taxonomy places the organism in Eukaryota, Fungi, Ascomycota, Sordariomycetes, Hypocreales, Nectriaceae.
CUGGCGCUGGGCUGUAGGUACUAUACUGUACGUUGGGCUGGGCACGAAGCCUGAAAGGAAGGUUUCUUACCCCCUCGCGCACUGGCAGGGCAGGGCAGGGCAGGGACGGGAGCUUGCGUAAAUACAGAGGCGCUGUAGAAUACGUUACAUUAAUCAUUGUCUGCCAGGAAUUUUCCGCCAAGGUAAUCUAGCCAAGCUUGGGGUGGGCUGGCAGGCACCUUAGUUCAUUUAGGCAAUCCGACGCCAUCAUCAACAUUUCCAAUUUCUUGCUUGCAACCAUUUUUUUCUCCUCCCAUACUCUCUCUUAGUAGUCGAUAUCUACUAUCCUACCUUAACGUCAACCAUUCAUAUUCUCUACCUGUCACCUGUACCCUAGAUCGUGUACCUGGAACCUGGAAACACCAAUCAUAAAGUACCCAUAACCAUCUUCCAUCAUGGUCGUCGAUACCGCCUAUUACGACACUCUGGGUGUCCAGCCCACGGCUACCGAGCUGGAGAUCAAGAAGGCUUAUCGCAAGAUGGCUAUUGUCCACCACCCAGGUUCGCUCUUGUGCCUCACUUCUACCGCUUCGUAGCAUAUCGGAGAACUAAACAUCUGUCACAUCGCAGAUAAGAAUCCUAAUGACCCUACCGCCCACGAAAAGUUCCAGGCCAUCGGUGAGGCCUAUCAAGUUCUAUCCGAUUCCGAUCUACGCGCAGCCUACGAUAAGUUUGGAAAGGACUCUGCGAGACCGCAGGAGGGUUUCGCAGAUCCAGCUGAAUUCUUCAGCUCCAUCUUUGGAGGCGAAGCCUUCGUGGACUGGAUCGGUGAGAUUAGCCUUAUGAAGGACCUCACGGCAACCAUGGACAUCACGAUGCAGGAGGAGGAAGAAGCUGCCGCUGCCGAAGCCGCUGCCGCCGCGCAAGCCGAGGAGGAUUUCCCUGGAACUGAAGAUGCUAAGAAGGAGAGCCUCAAGGAGCAAGAGCAGAAGGCAGAGGAGAAGGCCGCUGCCGCUGCAGAGCACCAAGCAGGCCCCCCACCGCCGACUUAUGCUGCCGCUUCUGUCAACGACGACAAGGAGACCAAGCCCGCUUCACCUGCCGCGCCCGCCGCUGGCCUCUCCGCCGAUACCCCUCAGCGAACCGAUGCCACAUCACCUGCUCCCUCGUCGAGCUCACGUAGCCGAACCCAGAUCCCUCUUCGACCCGCACUGAUGGACAAGUCUCACGAGGACCUUCUUGAUGCAGAGGCGAACAAGGGUGAAUUAACAGAGGAGGAGCUCAAGCAUAAGGAGAAGAAGAAGGGUGGCCUGACCAAGGAGCAGCGAGAGCAGCUGGCAGCAUACGAGAAGGAGCGCGCCAAGAUUCGCCAGGAGCGUGUCGACACCCUCGCACGGAAGCUCCUCGACAGACUUAGCGUGUGGACAGAGACAGACAAGGGUCCUGACGUGACCAAGGCAUUCCAGGAGAAGAUGCGUCUCGAGGUUGAGAACCUGAAGAUGGAGUCUUUUGGAAUUGAUAUCCUGCACGCUAUCGGUCAAACCUAUGUCUCCAAGGCCUCGAGCUUACUCCGCAGCCAGAAGUUCUUUGGUAUUGGCGGUUUCUUCAGCAGACUUCGUGACAAGGGCACACUCGUCAAGGAGACAUGGAACACUAUCAGCAGCGCUAUUGAUGCUCAACAGACCAUGGAGGAUAUGGCUAAGAUGGAGGAGAAAGGUGGUGAGGACUGGACUGACGAGAAGCGUGCUGAAUACGAGAGACGUGUGACUGGCAAGAUUCUCACCGCUGCAUGGAGGGGCAGCAAGUUUGAGAUCCAGAGCGUUCUGCGCGAGGUCUGCGACAGCAUUCUGAAUGACAAGAAGGUCCACCUCAACAAGCGACUUGAGCGCGCACAGGCUCUGGUUCUGAUUGGUGAUGUCUUUAUCCGGGCUGAGCGAUCUCCUGAAGAGGAGGGCGACUAUCUCGUUUUCGAGCAGCUUGUCGCUGAGGCCGCCAUGAAGAAGGACAAGGAGGAAGACCACAAGAAGAAGAAGGACCGCAAGUCCUUCCACAGCAAGGACAAGGAACCCAAAGACAAGGAGCACGCUACGACACCCUGAGCAGGAACGAAAUUUCCUGGGGAGUUGGCAGAUGGUAGAGAAAAGACCACACAGCGAGGUUGAAGAAGACCUGCUUGUUUGAGGUCCCUGAAAAUGAUGGCGGAUAUCAACUUGAUGGACUUGGUUUGGUGGUUUGCAUGAUGAACUGGUGAAUGUUAUAGAUCGAGGAUGACUGGCAUUGAUUUAGAUAUAAUUUUCAUGACACUAUUCCCCCCUUAUGAAAUUUGACGGCCGUUUGUCUGGUAUCUCCAAAUAUGUUGCUUAUCCGAGUGUGUAUGCACAUAGAUCAAAGAACAGAGGCGAGAUGAUCAAGAUUGGAGUUUCAUCUCCUGAUAUCCUAUAUCCAUUUCCUAUUUCUGGCAACUAUCUGAUUUUCCCUAUCGCAUCCGAUCUUGGAACUUGAGGUAACCGUAUUGCGGGAAGCUUGAGAAGCAAUUCCCGGGUUAGGUUCUCUUUUCUGCAAUUUCCUCCAAUGAUUCCAUCUUAUUGACUCGCCAGGUUGGCGUGGAAACUUCCUCCGGGGUAUCUGUUAUACAUAGUAUGUAUCCAAAAGCAAACGAAAAAAAAAAAAGCACAAAUCUUGGCGACAAAUGAAAACCAAAAAGGCCCAAAUCUCCGAAGGGCGUAUGUAUAUGUAACGAUUGUCCAGGAUGAAUAUUUGUGGUGGUGCUCCUUUUGGGAGAGAGAAGAUCGUUUGAGAGGUGGAAUCGAUGGUGCAUCGUAGCCGCUGGGAAGCAAAACGCUGUUAAAAGAAACAAAAGGGACAUGAAGAUGAUCGCUUGCUUGCCCAACGCCUUGUAUGCAUGCAUGUUAUUUCCAUUGACUUCGUAGAUCUGAUGAUGAUAUUUUGUUGUGAUGCCCUGAGGCUUGCCUGGUGUGUAGAGACGAAAAGAAGGAGAACAAAAUUUGGUAUGGUGAGUUGUAUGUGGUACGACGUCCUGGUCGCCUUUGAGAUGUGUCGAGUAUUGAGAAAAUGCGUCAUUUUGCGAUGAGCGAGACUAGUUGCUGUCUGGUUGCAAUUCGAUGCCACUAUCACGAUCCUGAGAGCCCUUCUCCCAAGGCAGGGGAGCCUCAAGUGCUGCACUUCCAGGAUCAGUUUCGAGAUCGUCAACGCUAGUCAACGCAUCAUCUUCGUCUUCGUCUUCGUCCCCGAUCGCAGGAGCAAGUAUAUGGCCGCCAAAUUCAACGUCGGUGACACGGACCUUGUACUCCAGUGCCUUUUGGCCCUCCUUGAUAAGAACCUCUGUCCAGUUCAGGCAUCGUUUGAUACUUUGGUUAAUCUUCUGACUAUCGACCAGCAACUCCCGGUGCUUGGUCAAAUCGAGCUGCAGACGAUCUUCAUCUCGCUUCCGUCGGGACAUGGCCUUUUCGAUCGCUUUCUCGUCAGUAGGAUCAAGAGGGUCGGAAGCCGAGACUGAGUCAGUCAUUGACAAAUCUGAUUCGUCAAGUGAGUCGUGUUCCUCGUCUGAGGAAGCUGCCGAGUUGUCCUCUUCGCUCAGAUCUGAAAGACUAAUUGGUGCAUCUGUGAGUGCUGCAGAGGUCACUCGGCUAGAAGCUGCUGAAGCAACAGCAGAGAGACGGCCUGAUCUUGAAAGUCGUCGAUACCUGCGUAUCUCAGCCUGCUGUUUCCGUAGUUGCCUUUCCAGUGUCCGAUUAAUAGCUUCAAGGGAGGCGUUGGUGAUUUCCAGAUCCUGCACCUUUCGUUCUCUUCGGGCAUUGGCGACUAGUUCGUUCACAGGCUCAUGGCUGGACUUGGUAGGACUCUGCAAGUCGGGCUGAGAUCCGUCUUCUUUCUUCGCUUCUCUUUCUUCCUCUUCCUCCUCAUCGUCGAGAUCUUCGGCAACUUGAAGAAUCGAAGCCAUUGUCAAAGCUGGCUGAGCUGAGCCAGGGCUUGCAGGGGGUGAGCCAUAUUCAAAAGGUCGUCGAGCCGGUGACAUGGGCAACCUAGGUGAGUGAGAGUGAUCAAAAUUGGGAACACUACCAGCUCUUGCAUGGCCUCUCUGCUUUUUCGGCGCUGCAUCGAUGCUAACUCGUCUCUUGGAAGAGGUGAUAGACGCUGGGGGGGCUAGUGGAGGUGGAGAAGCUAUCUGAGGCGGUGACGCUAUUUGGGGUCUGUUCCCAAGACCAGGCGCGCCAGUAUUUUUAAGUAUAGAAGGUGUAGGUUGAGCAAUCUUGAUAGGAGAAUGUGGCCUUGGCGGUAGUGCGUGAUUUGAUUGUUCGUUUGUUGAACUGCUGGUGCUUGGACGUUUAGACUGGAGCCUUGUUGUGGAUGAAUUCGCUGAAGAGGGCUUAAGCUCGAGAUCCGCGCCAUUGGCAUAAAAGAACUUUGAGGAUGAAGGCUCGGGUGCGGUGCUGAGUGUCGGUGUAAAUGGUGCAGAAACGGGAGGGCUGGUUGGCUUUUUAUAUUCAGCAUUGGCUUUACUGGCAUGGAAGUAGGAUGCAGGCUUUUGUGAGCCUAGCGAGGGACGACUGGUUGCUUGUGUUGAAGUCGGAGCGUCGCUGGCACGAAAGAAUUUGGCGUCCGGGUCUGCUGGAGACUCAGCUCGUGACAGUGAUUGCCUUCCUGAGGAGCCUAAAGAGGCCCGAGGAUCCCAUCCAUCUCGCUCUAAAUUUGGUGUCCCAUUGGGCGUCGAACUAUUGCUAUUGUUGCGGCCUUGUCGACUGCCAGAACGGGGAGUCACAGCAUCGUCGCGGCCAGACGUGCCUGAGCUCAAUCCUUGAGUUGAUCGUCGAACUAAAGGAGGUGCGCCUAAUAAAGGGCCUUUUGCUGUCGAGGCAAUCUUGGGCGUCAGGGGCGUUCGUCCGACUGUUUUUGCUGCUGCAGCACUGAGCUGCGGGGGCCUGUGUCUUGUGUCGCUUGGGGCCAUUUUUAAGGUAGGAGGAGCGGAACUCGACGAGGUAGAACGGGUCGAGGGAAUUGUAGCGGUUACUGAAAGAACAUGUUGUUGAUUUGUGUUGUGGAAGCCAAGGGAUGGCGUCGUGCGAGCGCUGGAGGAUAUAGUGGUGCCAGCGGAGGAGAAUCGGGGACGAGCCUGAGCCUUAGUCUGGACUUGUGCCUGACCUGGAGUAGGGGUCUUGGAUCGAGUCUUUGGGAGAGGUUUAGAAGAGGUAACUAAUUUAUUGUUUCCGGCGGAGGAAGCGGAGCGGCGAAUAUGAGGCUGAGAGACUGAAAGGCUUGGAGAUGUAGGACGAGAAGAUGACGAGUUGAUGGUGUUUAGAGUGCGCAUUCUGUCCACGAGUUGGGUUGUCGGAAGUGCCUCUACUUGCUGGCUCAGGCUGAGAUGAGUGGUAACGGGACGGAGCGGUGAGCUCUCAUUGGCUGUGUGUAGAAGCGGUAACGGGAAAGGUUAAAGGGACUUCAGUGGGCAACGCCCUGUAAUGCCAAUGUUACAGCGCGGUGAUCACUAAAACGCUAGUGGUUUCUGGCUAAUUUGGGGUCCAAUAUCAAUGUCGAGGUGACCACAUCCAAAAGUAAACAAACAGUUUCGAUGAUGAGAGACAAGAGGCGGUGGGGUCGAGUGUUGGAUAGAUGAAGUGGCUUGACGAUUCGAAGCGGGGGAUGUCUUUCUUUUCUGCUUGGUAGCUGCAGGUGACAAGGAGUAUCCAAUUGAGUUGUUCACGGCGGGUAUAGACGAGAUAACAAUCACCGUCUGUUGGGUCACGACAUAAGGUAGGGAGCAAAAAAAAGACAAGGUCGUCACGGAUUCACGGAUGAUAUCAGGAGUAAUGAGUUAAGGAGAAAAGAGAGGCGAAAGGGAGAGCCGAGAAAAGAGAAGCACAAACACGAAAAUAGACGAGAAAUGCUAGGGAUAAUACAAUACCUACCAGAAACUAGCGGGAUGAACGGAUCGUGGUAAUUCAUUCAAGGCAAGGCGAAGGACAUGGCCAGGAUGGGACCAUCCCUGCUCCAGUGAGUGUCUU